AUGAAUAAAGUUAAACCACACGUGUUGUUGCUUAGUUCUAUUAUUACUAUUGGUAAUAAUCGUUUGGAACAACUUGCAAUUGAUAAACGUCAUUCAAUUGAUUUAACUUUUGAUUAUGUUCAAUCACCAUAUGAAACAGUUAUUCAACGAUUUUAUUCAUAUAUUAUGUCUCAUAUUAUCGAUAAUAUUCAAUCGUUGACAAUCAAUAUUCGACAUAUUUCUGAUGUAAUUACUUUUGCUAAAAAUAACUAUGAUGGAACUCUUCCAAAUUUGACAUAUUUGAAAAUAAUGAUUGGUAGACAGCAUCACAAAACAGGCACUCCUUAUACAUUAUAUAGAUCAGGUAAAUCAUUAUUAAGUAUAUUUUCUUAAAUUCUGUUUAAAUACUACAUCGAUUUUAUUUCCUGCUUAGAACAUAAAGAAAAUUCUAUGAUUUUGAGAAUAUCUUCCUGUCGCUAUUUUAUGGAAAACAAGGGUGGGUAUGGGUGUGGGUAUGGGUGUUGCUACAGGUGAAGAACUAAUAUUUAGCUCAUUCACACCCACACGCACACCAAGAAACCGGUCUGCCGUUGUGAUGAAAUUUUGAUUUUGGUAUAUGAUUUGGAUAGAGGGACUUGAGAUCUAUAGCUCAAGGCACAAUGCGAAUUGUCGCGUUUCACAUUCUAACGCUGAAUCAACGAAAUCACGUUCUCGCUUACUUAAAUAAUACGAAUUUCUGUCGAUUUUCUCCUGUAUUUUACUUUUUCUGAAAAUUUCAUGGGAGCCACGAGCCAGUUUCAUGCAUUCUAUUGAAUAUUUCCCUGAGAUGAUUGGUUUUAAAAACUUUUGUCUUACACGUUUUUCGAGAAAAAGACGGUCCAAUGUCUUCUCUUUCAAUUGCUGAUACUUGCAAGUCUCUAACUUGUUCCUAUCAAAAGUUAUUCAAAAAGCAUCCAAGCACACUGACCUCUGGAGUCGAUAUUAGUAGAAUUUGCAAAGAAACAAAUUAUAUUAUGGCUCUUCUAAUUCUUUUCAAAAAAUCUAUGAAAAAUAUUCUUACCUACGGAAUAUGAUGAAGAAGGUGAAGCAAUUCAGUUUGGUAGCUGCCUUUUUAUUAGACGAACAUCAUGCGAAUGAUUUUUUCCUCCCACUUGAAAAAAACCAUAUAUAUUUCAAUUAGUCAUAAACAAGUUAAUUUUUGUGGGUUCACUUUAAUUUAUAGAGAAAGAAAUACACCGUAUGUAGAACUCACUCAAAAAAAAAACGCAUUGUAAAAACAACCUGCAAGCCGUGUUUACAGAACCAAUGGUAAACAUCAAGUUUCGAGUAUAAAAUAAAUCAGAUCUAUAUUUUUCGUCCACUGUGGAUUGUUUAUACAACCAGGGUGUGGGUAUGCGUUUGGGUGGAUGUAGAGUUUGGCACUAGCAGGUCCAUCAUGUCGGCGAACCGGCGACUGCCGUCCCAUUGCGAAUUUUUUCUCCAUUUUUCUUCAGCAAAAAUCAAACUAAAAGGGCUGUGCUAGCUCGAAUAGGCUUAGUAAACCAUUUUUUGACCGUGACUGCUACUUCCUCCAGCAAAUCGCUAUCCUCUCACUGAUUUUCUGGAUUCGCCACUGGAGUAUGGGUGUGGGUGUGGGUCAGUGGAUAGUAAAAAUGGGUCAAGAGCAAUUCCCAGGUGCCAAAUCGGUUUUGAGUCGAGACUGCGUACAUUAUGUAGGCUCUAAUCAGCCAUGAACGCUCUAAAGAAAGUUCGCACUUCUAGCUUAUUUCUGUCAAGAUAUUUGAUUUUUACGGCAACUUUUAGCACAACGCUGUGGACCCGCUCAGAUCUACCUGAAAAAUCAACUUUCGAAUUUCGACUUGAAACUUUGUGCAGAGAAAGGUCUGAAUGAGAUUAGUUUAGUUCGAAAGUUUCAGAUUUUUAGGUUCCUUCUAUUCCAAGAUAUGAGUAUAGGAAAAAUGCUCCUUUUCACUUUACUUAUAACACAAAAUGUUAAAUGUUUAUAUUUAAGGGGGCCCCCUCUCAGAAAAUACAAUGUUUCAAAGGCAAGUCGAAAUUGAAGUUUUAUCAUAGGAAGAUGCAUUGAAGUCUCCUUUUUCAGAAUAUCUAUGGUUUAUUGAAAAGUGAAUUGGUUUUGACGAACUUAUCGUCUAAAACUUGACUUCUACAAUCAUGUUUUUCGAGAAAUUUUGAUGGUGUUUUUUCAAGGUUUUUUCACAUUCUGGGCUCUUUUCUCUUUGCAUCAGCAUUUCGUAAAGUCUUUUUUAAUACUAGUCACUACAAGACUAUUAAAACUUGAUAUUAAGAUGACAUAUUUCUAGCCUGCCUUGAACAUUAAUAUAUAAAUCAGAUGAUUUUCGAGAAAAUCGCUUUCUAAUGCUUAUUUUUCGUUUUUCUUAAAAUCAGUUUUUUUGUCAUGCAGUUUACGCGGGCAGGUUUUUCUCCUUAACGACUCGACAUGGAAGUGAAAAUUUUUUUUAGUGUAUAGGAGACAUGUAGGGUUAGGACUUAACAGGCUCCGAUUUUUAAAUUUUUCUUUGGCUGAAAUAAAAUAUUUAGCUAUUUCAUUUCUUUCAGCACUUCGAAUUCGAAUAUUUUUCGAAAAACAUUUUUUACAAAUCAAAUGAAGGAAAAUUCAAAAAUCGGAUCCUGUUAAGUCCUAGCUCUAAGGGUACUCUACAACAUGAAAACCACCCGGACUUGUUAGCUCGUGUCCUUAUUGCGAAAAUCCUUGCCCGCGUAAAGAGUAAUGAAUUGACUAAAACUUGUGCAUUUCUUUGAGAUUUGGGGGAGAUAUUUUAACCAUAAGCUAUUCUAGCCAAGACUAACAUUCUCUGAAAUUUUGGUUGAAAUCGGAUGAAAAAUAGCAAAGUUCGUUUCUGAGGAGGGGGCCCCCUUACGGAUAAGAGCAAUCAAAAAAUUUGAAAGCCUCAGAACAAACUAGUCUUAUUGAGAUCUUUCUCUGCACAAAUAUUCCAGUCGAAAUUCGAAAGUUGAUUUUUUCGGCGUGCCUAAGGGAAACCACGAGAAUGUGGAUGUGCGGGUGUAAGUGUGAGUGUGGGGGAAGGAAUGAUCCGCACUUACAGUAAUACACUCACCCACAUCAACACACUCAUUGAUACCCAGACCGACACACCCACACUAGGAGUGGCACAUUACUAUUACUUUUUUAUUACCAUUACUCAGUAAUUGGUAAUAAUAAUUAUUACUUUAUUACUUAUUACUAGUAAUAAAACAAAGUAUUACAUUAUUACCAGUAAUAACGUAAUAAUUAUUAUUACUUUAUUACUUAUUACUAGUAAUAAAAAAAUUAUUACUUAUUACCAGUAAUAAGGUAAUAAAACCUUGACAGUAAUAAAAGUAAUUAUUAAUAACAAGUAAUAAUUAUUACUGUAAUAAAGUAAUAAUCUAUAUACAUAAUGUUCAGUGUGUGUUUCUUCAUGCCGGAGCAAAGUUAAAGGUCAAUAAGGCUAGAAAGGGGAAAGCGCCAAGGCUAUUAUGUUGGGGGCCCAUAGGUCCUCUACCGCUAUCCUAUGGAGGUACGCGUAGGUCCUCAAGGGCUAUCCUAUGAAGGUACCCUGGGUCGUCAAGGGCUAUCCUAUGGGAAUGUUCCUGGGUUGUCAAGGGCUAUGCUAUGGGGGUAUCCCUAGGUCCUCAAGGGGCUAUUAUAUGGAGGUACCCAUAGAUCCUCAAGAGCUAUUCUGUAAGGGUACCCAUAGGUCCUCAAAGGCUAUCCUAUGGGGAUAUCCGUGGGUCGUCAAAGGGCGUUUAUAUGUAAGUACGCAUAAGUCCUCAAGAACUGUCCUGUGGAGGUACCCAUAGUUUCUCAAGGGCUAUCCUAUGGAGGCGUCCCUUGGUCGUCAAGGGGCUACUAUAUGGAGGUAUGCAUACGUCCCCAAGAGCGAUUGUAUGAGGGUAACCAUAGACCCUCAAGUACUAUUAUAUAGGGGUACCUAUAAGUCGUCAAUGGCUAUUAUAUAAAGGGAUCCAUAGGACCACAAGGGCCAUAGGGCUAUAAUGGAGUAGGGAAUAAGGGAUAAGGAUAUAAGAGUAAUGAGGAUAAGAGACUAAAACUACAGGGUCAUAAGGGGUACAACUAAAAGAGUAUAAGAAGAUAAGGGUACAAGGUAUAAGUAGAUAAGAUUGUAUGGGACAUAAGCAAUAAGGAAAUAACGGAUAAGACUAUAAGAGGUAAUACCCCAACAGUACAAGGCUACAAGAGUGUAAGAGCACAGGACAGGAGUAUAAAGCUAGAAGGUCCUCUAUAUAUAUACUAGGUGGGAAAUAAUAUUUUGCCAGGAGGGUACCCCUAUAAUUUCAAAUAGAAGACAUAAUGAAUUUUAUAUCAAAUGAAAGCUUGUCAAAAACGGAGUUUAUUGGUACUAAAUGGUAAGGUUUAUGAAAACUUUUUAACAUUGAACUUAAGAAACAUUCAGAAACUUUAUACCGUUUUUGUGGUGGAAAAGUAAAGCGCCAGUAAUUGAAAAAUGAAUUACAAUGUUUUUCUUGGAUAUUUUUACAUGAUUUGCUAGAGCUCUAUUAUUAUGUCUUAUGAAAACAUCCAUGUGUAACAUUUCAAAUACACACAGUUUUUGCAUAACAACCGGUCUAGUUUAACACAAGAUUUUACACUAUAGGAAUCGACUAAAUUAAAGCAUGUAUCCUUUGCUUUUUAAUAAUUCAACUUAUACGACAAACUUACAUAUUUUUCAAAUUCGAAAACUAUAAUCCUAGUAUGUACUGGCAUCGUCCAAGAUUAUUACUAACUAGCGUCAGCUCGUGCAUACUGCACGGCUGUUUUCUCCUUUCACCUAUGGCCUCAAACGUUUAACUUUUCAUCCGAUAACAGACAUUCAGACACUCGAUAUUAUGUAUUUAGAUAUAUAGUCUUGCGGCCUCAUACCGUUAUAUCGUAGAUGUUUUUAUAUUACAUGUAGGUUUCGCCCGUAUAGCCUUAUAUCCCUUAUAGCUCUUGUAGCUAUAUCUUCUUAUUGCCUUACUGCCUUCAAGGCCGAUGAGUGGGUAUCCCAUCGAACAGUCCUUCAGGACAUAGGAAUUCCUCCAUAAGCUAGCCUUUGACGACCUAUGGGUGUGGGUGUGGGUGUGUGGGUGUGGGUGUGUGUGCAGGUGUGGGUGUGGGUGGGUGGAGUGUGGGUGGGUGUGGGUGUGGGUGUGGGUGUGGGG
Molecule: messenger RNA, 5163 nt
Organism: Rotaria sp. Silwood1
Lineage: Eukaryota; Metazoa; Rotifera; Eurotatoria; Philodinida; Philodinidae
Source: the annotation of a GenBank genome assembly